AUGCACGCCGGUCGUAUCCAUCGACGCAAGCAGUUUUCAAGCUGCGAUUUAUGCCGCAAGUCUCGCGUGGCCUGCGAUGCUCUGCGAAGACGUCCCGCGACCGGGGAGUCGAGUGUCGCUGCUUGCAGUCGCUGUGCGGCUCGGAACCGACACUGCAGCUUUGAGUGGAUGAAGAAGGUUGUUUCGAGAGCCGAUGGGUCCAGCCCAUCUUCGGAUCGCUGGGAUCAGCUUCUCUCCCCGCCCCCGACAUACGGCGGGGGCCAGCACGGCGGGCUCAAUUUGACCCCACAGUUAGAUCCCCUUGCAGAAGGAUCGUCUAUCAACAGUGCAGAUGAUGUUCCCCUACACAGUGACCAUGGGACCCCUACCCCCUCUGCGCGUUCACAGAUUAUCUGCAGAGAGGUCGCGGACUGGCUUCGGUUGAUGUAUGAGGAUGUCUUUGAACAGGUGUUUGGAUCUUGGCUAGGCAAUUACAGUUGCCCAUUUGCAUUCGGGGAGAAUGGUCAUUUGGAAAGCAGUGCGAGUCACCAGGGAGAGCUCUCUCUCUCAGUCAGCAUCUCAUCACUCUGCAGGCAAUUUGACCAAUUGAUGAAGGAUCUAGAACGGCAGGGACAGAGUGGCGCAAGGGCUCAGCCACCCACGCAAGCUGAAUUGAUGAAGGAAUGGCAGAUUGAAAAUACCUUGAACCAAGCGGUCCAAACCUUUUCCGCCCGUUGGCUCCCUCUGACUUUUUACUCGGCUGAUCAGAAACUGGCACAAACCCCAUUAAUUCAAUCUCUUUGGCGGGAACUUGGAAAGAACCUUCCCCGGUCCAUGAAUCGGCCCUGUUAUCGGUCCAUGCUGAGUUUAUACCUCUAUGCCAUGGUCCCAGUGCCUGUCGGUAUUCCAGAAGACGAGGAAGAAAACAGCAUUCCUGCACAGGUAUGCGUCCAGGCUGCUUUGCAGCAAGUACAGUUUCUUCGCGCUCGUCAAAGAAGUCUCGAAUUCAACGGUUCCAAAGUCUCCCUUCUAUCAGACCAAGCGGCCCCAAUAUCCACGCCGGAGCAGAUCCGAUCCGAGUUCAUGAACAUUGAGAGCAUGAUAUACUGGGCAGCUCUCACCUUUGACACUUCAUCUUCAUUAACCUUCAAUACUAAAUCGGUCCUCUCCUCCGGCCUCCUGGGCUGGGAGUCGGAAUCAUCGUGGCGGAUGGUCCAAACCUGUACGAAUAUAUUCCACGAACAAUCGGAGAGAUGGCGUGUUCACGGAGUAUUGGUUACCGAAGAAACUGCAAAUCAAAUUAUUGCGGCAGCUCAAGCAUGGAAACUUCGCGUUUGGAAGAUGGGCACGAUUCUGAAGGAAGCUCUUCGCGAAGGCCAUGGGGAAGACGCUGUUCAUCAUGCGCAUACCUCUGCAGCCGAGGCGAUCCGACAGUUCAAUGUCACUUACCGCCCCUUGCUAGCCGCCUGCGAGCGACGCCUUCAGUUUUUGUCUCAGCAUACAAAGCUGCGUUGGUAUGAAUUGAUGGUGCAUCACCACUUGUGCAUCUUGAUAAUGAUAGACGCCAUUGAGAUCGCAUCCAGAGAAGACAUUCUCGAGAAGAUGAGUGUUACCAAAUCCGACGCUCAGGGCAGCCUGCUGAACUGUCUACAAUUUGGCCUCAGCAACCAGUACACAAUACCCACACGCCAAGGACUAGACAGUGACAGUAGCGAUGGUUCAUUUCCACUAGUUGCCAUCGACCCUUAUCCCCACCAUGUCCUUGCGGGCGUACAACUUUUAUGGAAAGGGAUCGAACGAGAUUACGACGAUGGCCAGAUGGAUCAAACGACGUGCGAAAAUUUGCAGUCAAUUCUACUCCAGACGCUCGAAUUACUUCCGCAAACUUCCAAGUCGGUUUACAAAGGUACAGAGCAGGCUCAGCUAGCGUCCAUAAGGCAGCAGUAG
Penicillium canariense is the source of this 1926-nucleotide messenger RNA. RefSeq names its product Zn(II)2Cys6 transcription factor domain-containing protein. Gene Ontology annotation, molecular function: zinc ion binding; DNA-binding transcription factor activity, RNA polymerase II-specific. Lineage: Eukaryota; Fungi; Ascomycota; Eurotiomycetes; Eurotiales; Aspergillaceae. Gene Ontology annotation, biological process: regulation of DNA-templated transcription. Bases 1 to 1926 code for a protein of 641 amino acids. The transcript is spliced from 5 exons. The record is from RefSeq and is a predicted model, not a curated record.